This is a messenger RNA of Fusarium pseudograminearum CS3096, 771 nucleotides long. RefSeq lists its product as uncharacterized. The coding region runs from base 1 to 771 and encodes 256 amino acids. Gene Ontology annotation, molecular function: structural constituent of ribosome. Lineage: Eukaryota; Fungi; Ascomycota; Sordariomycetes; Hypocreales; Nectriaceae. Gene Ontology annotation, cellular component: mitochondrial large ribosomal subunit. The record is from RefSeq and is a predicted model, not a curated record. The transcript has a single exon.
AUGACAUCUUGGGCCCCCGCCCGGCCGGCUCUGAGGGCCCUGGCCUCACCAUCGCCGGUGACUCCCACUCGACUCUUCAGCACGACCCUCCCUCAGCAGACCAAGACGAUCAAGUCGCAUCUUCUACCUAGUCGUAUCAUUCCCCCUUACCCUUAUGGCGAGCGUCAACUCUACAAACAAUCCAACAAGGGUCUUUAUGGGUCUGCGAGAAUUCGAUUCGGUAACACUGUUGCGGAGAAGUACAACAACAAGGCCCGUCGUUACUGGCGCCCGAACGUCCACGUCAAAGUUUUCAAGCUCCCCGCCCUAGAUGCCAACGUCAAGACCCGCCUUACACUCCGUGUUCUCAAGACCAUCCGCCGUGAGGGUGGCCUCCAGGAGUAUCUCCUCAAGAGCAAGCCUGCCAGAAUAAAGGAACUCGGCCCUGGUGGCUGGAACUUGAGGUGGCUCCUUAUGCAGUCCAAGGAUAUUCAGAAGAGAUUCAACGCCGAGCGUGUAGCUCUGGGUAUGGAGCCCAAGGAGAUCGAGGAUAGGGACGAUAUCAUUCAGUAUGCGCUUGAUGUCGCUACACCCGGACCCUUAUCCAAACGCAGCCAGGUGACCCGAGGGGAGCUUAGGGCUCAGGAAUUUGUGUUGGGCGAAGACGACUUGGCGGAUCUGGAAGGCGUCGAGGAGCUAUCAGACGAGGAAGAGGCUUUGUUGAUGCAGCAACUGGAUAACGCAGAGGCGGAAGCCGCAACAACAGAGGGAGCGCAAAAGAUAACAGUGUAA